This is a messenger RNA of Tupaia belangeri chinensis (Chinese tree shrew), 1980 nucleotides long. It is a transcript of the gene FEZF1, whose product is annotated as FEZ family zinc finger 1. Gene Ontology annotation, biological process: regulation of transcription by RNA polymerase II. The transcript is spliced from 4 exons. NCBI's taxonomy places the organism in Eukaryota, Metazoa, Chordata, Mammalia, Scandentia, Tupaiidae. The record is from RefSeq and is a predicted model, not a curated record. Gene Ontology annotation, molecular function: DNA-binding transcription factor activity, RNA polymerase II-specific. Gene Ontology annotation, cellular component: nucleus. Bases 1 to 1428 code for a protein of 475 amino acids.
AUGGACGCCCCCUGCCACAACGCGAGCACCAAAAUGUUAGCGACUGCUCCAGCCCGGAGCAACGUGAUGAGCACAUCCAAACCCUUGGCUUUCUCCAUCGAACGAAUCAUGGCGCGCACCCCCGAGCCCAAGGCCCUGCCCGUUCCCCACUUCCUGCAGGGAGCCGUGCCCAAGGGGGACCCCAAGCACUCUCUGCAUCUCAACUCGUCGAUCCCCUGCAUGAUCCCCUUCGUGCCUGUGGCGUACGACACCAGCCCCAAGACAGGAAUGACGGGCUCAGAACCGCGGAAAACGAGUCUGGAGGCUCCAGCGGCGCCGGCCGCAGCGCCCGCGGCGACCGCGUUUAGCUGCAGCGACCUGCUCAACUGCGCGCUGAGUCUCAAGGGCGACCUGGCCCGCGAAGCGCUGCCGCUGCAGCAGUACAAACUGGUAAGGCCGCGUGUGGUCAACCACUCUUCUUUCCACGCCAUGGGCGCCCUGUGCUACCUGAACCGAGGUGACGGGCCGUGCCACCCAGCGGCCGGCGUGAACAUCCACCCGGUGGCCUCCUACUUCCUUAGUUCCCCUUUGCACCCGCAGCCAAAAACGUAUUUAGCCGAAAGGAAUAAACUGGUGGUCCCAGCGGUGGAGAAGUACCCUUCUGGAGUAGCUUUCAAAGACCUGUCGCAGGCUCAGCUGCAGCAUUACAUGAAAGAAAGCGCCCAGCUUCUGUCGGAAAAAAUCACGUUCAAAGCCUCGGACUUCAGCCGAGGCUCUCCUAAUGCCAAGCCCAAAGUUUUCACUUGCGAAGUGUGUGGGAAGGUCUUUAACGCACACUAUAACUUAACCCGCCACAUGCCGGUGCACACCGGAGCCAGACCCUUCGUUUGCAAAGUGUGUGGAAAAGGCUUCCGGCAAGCCAGCACUCUGUGUAGGCACAAGAUCAUUCACACGCAGGAAAAACCUCACAAGUGCAACCAGUGUGGCAAAGCGUUUAACAGAAGUUCCACUUUAAACACGCACACUCGGAUACACGCAGGCUAUAAACCCUUUGUGUGUGAAUUCUGUGGCAAAGGAUUUCAUCAGAAAGGGAAUUACAAAAACCACAAGUUGACCCACAGCGGGGAGAAGCAGUUCAAGUGCAAUAUCUGCAACAAGGCUUUCCACCAGGUUUACAACCUCACCUUCCACAUGCACACCCACAAUGACAAGAAGCCUUUCACCUGCCCUACGUGUGGCAAGGGCUUCUGCAGGAACUUUGACCUCAAGAAGCACGUUCGUAAGCUGCACGACAGCAGCCUGGGGCUGACCCGCACGACCACCGGGGAGCCGGGCGCUGACCCUCCGCCCCCGCUACAGCAGCCGCCCUCCGCAACACUGCCACCUCUGCAGCCACCUCUGCCGCCCCCUGGGUCCCUACAGCCUGGCCUCCACCAGGGCCACCAGUGAUGAGGCCAAUGAUCCCCCUAGUCCCAGCCAGGGCCUUACUGCUAAGCGUCAGCAGACUACAGCUGUACCUCCUGGUCCAAGAUCUGCAGAACCCAGGGCAUGUUGGGCCCCUCAAUGUAGGGCCGACCAAAAGCCUCUGCACUCCCCGGCCUCUUGCCUCUUGCAUGCACCUGUUAAAUGGGUUUGUGUAUUAUAUUCUAUGUAGGCACUAACAAUUAUGAGAAAUUUGGAGGGUUUGUUUUCUGAUUUUUUAAUUUUAUUUUGAAAAGACUUUCAUCUCGGGUGGAGAGAUGGUGUUUGCUUUUUUUUUUUUAAACAAAUUUCUGCUGUAUUUAUUGAGAUCUGUAUUAUUCUACCCGGGGAAUGCUGCACCAUUUUAAUGUUAUUAUUGUAUAUAUUUCCAUUGUGUUGAUUCUACGAUCUCAAGAUGCCUGCUGAUCAUUAUCACGAAGUAACAAAAUACUGUGUAUAUGUUAUAUACACGCACAGAGAUGUGUGCGCAUGUAAAGGCACAUUCCACAUUCGUGAGCACACACGUACACAUACACACAC